This is a messenger RNA of Pogonomyrmex barbatus (red harvester ant), 1342 nucleotides long. RefSeq names its product isthmin-1. NCBI's taxonomy places the organism in Eukaryota, Metazoa, Arthropoda, Insecta, Hymenoptera, Formicidae. The record is from RefSeq and is a predicted model, not a curated record.
GAUUGUCAACAGACUGGCUCGUCGGAGAAGAUAGGAAAGUCACGUCCCCCGAGACCGUAACGGACACAACAGGAUGUGAUUCGUCGCGUAUUUGGGUAUCGAUUGUGUGCAGGCACGUUAGUUAUGUUCGUAACAGCGGAUAUAGCUAAGAGAAAUGGAACGCUGUCCCAUCGAGAUCGGAAUCCGGUGUGACAAAAUGAGUACGCUAUUCUUAAUUUGCCUCGCGAUUUGUCACUCAAUUUUCGUGGUUUCGCAGAGUGAUGAGGAUCAUAAAGUACAAAAUUCCUUAACAACACAAGAUAGCUCACAUGAGGUAUACAAGUCAGAUUUUAAAAUAUUAUUAGACAAUCCAGUUUCAAUGAUGCAUAUCUUGUUCAAUGAAUAUGGAGGCGAAUACAAAAUCCGGAGGAGACCUUAUCCUCCCUUAAGGACCAAACGCCGUACGACACAUCGUCCUCGUACAAGACCAAAUGCAAAAUCGAAAAUUUCGAUGAAGAAUUAUAGGAAAGCUACUACUACGCCAAUUUCUGAUGGGACUAAUCUUAAUGUAAACGUAAACGCGGGUAACAUUUUCGAUAACGAAUCUUCCGACGAUCAUUAUCCUUUUCACGGAGGUUUGGAAUCUCUUCUGGCAAGAUUGAUCAAAGCGUUGGAGAACGAUACCAGAGAAAGCGAUCAUGUCGCACCAACGGCGAAGUCGAACUCAAGUGCCAUCAACAACGCGACCAUCUUCGACGAUGAAGAUCGCUGUCAGAAGUGGCUGGACAACAGGGAGAAAAUCGAGGAAGCCUUUCCGGGAUCCGUCACUGACUUGCCAGCGUGCCCCUGCCAGUAUCCGAACGGCGUCUUCUACGAGAACCAGAUCUGGGACAGGAAGCGUGAGAAGAACUUUCGAUGGCGAGACGUGAGUCAUGAUACAGACCGACUCACGAUCUACAAACCUGGUGCCGCUUACUGCGUGCAGACUCUACCCUCUCAGGAAAGCGAGAGCGCUGUCGCGCAGCAUUGCUGCUACGAUGACAAUAGAAAAUUGCUGACCCGUGGUUCCGGCGCUGGCACUCCAUACAUCGUUAGUCCGGAUAUCUCGCCUCUUUUGCACGAUAAGAUCGACUUGCUCCCUUGGCGGCUUUGCAAGGGUGAUUUCACCAGAUACAAUGAAGUGAGAGUACCGAAUAAUGGCAAUGACUGCGAGAUAAACCCAGAUGACGAAGAAUACCAGCAUCAAGUGGAAGGAGCGAAAAAUUAUUGACAUAUGAUACUGUCGCAAUUAUACCAAAAAUAGCAAUAUUUGCCUAAUUUUCACUUCAGUUGUGUUUCCAAAAAGAAUAGUUUAAGAAAUGUA